GCCCUUGUGCGACCGCCUCUAGGGCCCGGGAUAUUUCCUGUUCCGGGGCGUGUGGGACCCGGAUGCAAGCGGGCUAUAUAAGCGUUGCUCAGGUCCCACCCCUUUCUUUUUUGAGGAAGACGCGGUCGUAGGGGUUGAGGAUUUUUGGUCCGCACGCUCCUGCUCCUGACUCACCGCUGUUCGCUCUCGCCGAGGAACAAGUCGGUCAGGAAGCCCGCGCGCAGCAGCCAUGGCUUUUAAGGAUACCGGAAAAACACCCGUGGAGCCGGAGGUGGCAAUUCACCGAAUUCGAAUCACCCUAACAAGCCGCAACGUAAAAUCCUUGGAAAAGGUGUGUGCUGACUUGAUAAGAGGCGCAAAAGAAAAGAAUCUCAAAGUGAAAGGACCAGUUCGAAUGCCUACCAAGACUUUGAGAAUCACUACAAGAAAAACUCCUUGUGGUGAAGGUUCUAAGACGUGGGAUCGUUUCCAGAUGAGAAUUCACAAGCGACUCAUUGACUUGCACAGUCCUUCUGAGAUUGUUAAGCAGAUUACUUCCAUCAGUAUUGAGCCAGGAGUUGAGGUGGAAGUCACCAUUGCAGAUGCUUAAGUCAACUAUUUUAAUAAAUUGAUGACCAGUUGUUAA
Pan troglodytes (chimpanzee) is the source of this 625-nucleotide messenger RNA. It is a transcript of the gene RPS20, whose product is annotated as ribosomal protein S20. Gene Ontology annotation, molecular function: RNA binding; structural constituent of ribosome. Gene Ontology annotation, cellular component: ribosome; small ribosomal subunit. Gene Ontology annotation, biological process: translation. NCBI's taxonomy places the organism in Eukaryota, Metazoa, Chordata, Mammalia, Primates, Hominidae. The coding region runs from base 230 to 589 and encodes 119 amino acids. The record is from RefSeq and is a predicted model, not a curated record. The transcript is spliced from 4 exons.